CACACACACCUCUGAGCACCAGGGCUUUAUAAACCCCUAACAUUGCUAUCGAGCGCAGUCUCUCUGUCACAGCACUACAUCUUUAUGUAACGUUUGCCCCAGCUGCUGCAGUCCAGUCGUACAUGAGAGGAAACAAAACUCCAGUCCUCUCGGAUAUAUUUCUAUAUUUAAAUCGGAGGUGUCACGGGAGAACUUCCUUGGGAAAAGAAGCAAGAAGGAUGAGUUCCGCCCGCCUGCUCCUCCAGCAGCCGUUGUUCGGCACAGUCCGGUGGUCGCCCCCGCUGACAGUGAGCAGCGGCUCGGACACAAGCGGCAGUCAGCCCUCACUGUGGAGACCUUGGUUAUCCAGCAGCAGGGACGGACCCAAGCAAUUCCCACGCAGCAGGCAAUCCUCUCCUUACUCCAGACCAACGGUGCCAGGCUGCUUAUCGUCAGAUGGGAAAUCUCAGGCCUUCCAGCACCCUGUCAGGCUAUUCUGGCCCAAAUCAAAGUCAUUUGACUAUCUAUACAGUGACGGAGAGGCCCUGCUCAGGAACUUCCCCAUUCAGGCAACCAUCAGCUUUUAUGAUGAGUCUGACAGUGAGGAUGAGAACGAGGAGGAAUGGGAGGAGAAUGGUAACUCUGAGGAGUGCCUCAAACAGCAGUCUCAUUUCACCUCCUACAACUGAGUGACAGGGAGCCUCCUGGGAAAUGGCUGACAGAGACUGCAGUUUCCUUGUUUAUACUCACUUAAUUGGUUUAGACUGCAUUUGAAAGUGUGCGUGAAACACAGAUUGGAAGAGCAAGAUCAAAAACAACAGACUAAUCUGCAUUCUUUGUGUCAGCAUGAUUGUGUUUCAAGACUUUAUCUGCUUUCAUACAGCUUAACCUCUUAAGCCCUCAAAUUAUGUUGCCCACUUAGCAGCAGCACUGGGUCAAAUGGCAGAGAUUGUAAUAUUUGAGGGGAGCAGAAUGUCUAUCAAACUAAUGUUUAGGAUGACUUAUUAUUAGAAUUAGAAUUAUACUGUCCAUAUUCAUUGCAAUCUCUCUCUGUGUAGUUGAGUGGUCUCACAUUUUCUGUUGUUUGUACUGCACACAACUGUGGCAUUUAGAAUUCUGUAUACAAUCAACCCUUCCUAAGUCCCUCCCCUCUUGGCUCUGCGCUCCAAAAACAGCUGAGCAAGCCUCGGACCGAACCUCGCUUAACUUUUUCCUGUCCUGCAGGAAGGGUCCGUUGUGCAGUAUCUGCAUAUCUCUGGUGAGAGAGGAAAGCUAUGGGUCAUGUUCUCCCAUAUUGGGACGUUUACAGUCAAUCUCAGGGUCUGAUUCUUCCCACUGUAUAUAGAUUGUAAUCUACACACAUUUAUAAUUUAUCAUGUACAUUGUACAUAACUUUUACUUAAACUUAUAUUUAUGUUGACUUUUUUUUAUACAUUAGUGCAUCAGUCUCAUUGUGUACUGUCCAAACUGAGGUUCUAUAAAGAAUAAAAUAACCUAUUUUGGGAAUUAAGAA
Dicentrarchus labrax (European seabass) is the source of this 1492-nucleotide messenger RNA. It is a transcript of the gene ripply1, whose product is annotated as ripply transcriptional repressor 1. The transcript has 4 exons. Gene Ontology annotation, biological process: embryonic pattern specification; negative regulation of transcription by RNA polymerase II. Lineage: Eukaryota; Metazoa; Chordata; Actinopteri; Moronidae. Gene Ontology annotation, cellular component: nucleus. The record is from RefSeq and is a predicted model, not a curated record. The coding region runs from base 123 to 668 and encodes 181 amino acids.